This is a messenger RNA of Emiliania huxleyi CCMP1516, 1503 nucleotides long. RefSeq lists its product as hypothetical. NCBI's taxonomy places the organism in Eukaryota, Haptophyta, Isochrysidales, Noelaerhabdaceae. The transcript has 2 exons. Bases 1 to 1503 code for a protein of 500 amino acids. Gene Ontology annotation, biological process: dolichyl monophosphate biosynthetic process. The record is from RefSeq and is a predicted model, not a curated record. Gene Ontology annotation, cellular component: endoplasmic reticulum membrane. Gene Ontology annotation, molecular function: dolichol kinase activity.
AUGACGACGGGAUUCGUGGCCUCUGCGGUGGAGGCCUCACUGGUCGUCCUCGCGUCGGUGCUGCUCGCCGUCCCGCUGCACGCCAUUGGCUGGGUGGCCGAGGCGGCGGCGCUUCCGCUCGUGUGCCUGGGCGCGGCCGCCGUCGGCCUCCACCUCCCGGCACCCGCCAUCGUGCGCCGCCUCGGAUGCUGCUCGCUUCGGCGCGCACCCUCGAUGGGCCUGGCGCUGGGCUGCUGCUCCCCGUCGCUGCUGCUGUGCGCGAUGGCGCUCGCAAACGUACGUGCGGCCACGCCGGCGGCACCGCUCCUCCGGGCGCACCUCUGGGCGCUGCUCGGCUGUGCAGUCCAGCCGCCGCUCGUGCUGCUGCUGCAACCGCUGGCGGCGUCCCUCCCGUGGUGGAGCGCGCCGCUGCUCUCCGCGCUGCCGCCGCUGCUGACGCUGGCCGUGGCCGCCCCCGAGGGCGCCGACCCCGGCAUCACGCUUGUAUCGCUCCUCACUCACGUGGCCGCCCUCGCCUGGUCGACCGCGAUGGUGCGCCGGUCCUUCACGCUUGGCGAGGCGGCCGCGCUGGCGCAGGGCGUCGCCGCACUCUCCGCCGACGCGCUCCUCAUGACGCGCUGCACUCUCGCUGCCGGCGGGCCGGCGGCGACGCCGUGGGGGCACUGGGGGCGCCUGUGCACUGCCCGCGAGCCAGAGGCAAUGGGUAUCGAGGCCGUCCUCGCGGGCGGCCUCGCGCUCACGGCGGCGGCCGCCGCCGUCCUUGCACCGCUGCGUGGCCGCGCCUCGCCCUCCGCGCGCGCCGCGCUCCUUGUCGGCGGCAUCGCCCUCGCCCUAGGCGGCGUGCUGCUGCCGUGGCUCGAGGCGCUCGUCGUGCUCGCGCCGAGCCUCCUCGCGCUCGCUCUCGCCGCGGUGGUGCCCGCCUUUGCCCUCCUCGAGCUCGUGCGCGUCGGCGCGCUGCCGCCGCUCGCGCGCCCGCUCGCCGCCUUCCUCGCCGCCUUCAUCGACAGCCGCGACGCGGGCACCCUCGUACUCACCCACAUCUACCUCCUCGCGGGCUGCGCCCUCCCGGUCUGGCUGCAGAGCGCGUUGCCCCCCCCGCCGCCGGCCUCUCGCGCGCCCCUCGCCGCCGCCGCCGUCCGCGGCGCGCCGCUCGCCGGCGUGCUCGUCCUCGGGGUCGGCGACGCGAUGGCCUCCCUCGUCGGCGUGCGCUUCGGGCGCACGCGCUGGCCGCGCAGCCGCAAGACGCUCGAGGGCUCCGCGGCCGCGGCCGGCUCGACCCUGCUGGCGCUGCUGCUGCUGCUGCACGUGAGCAGCCCGGACGGCGCGCCGGCCGAUGCACGCACGUGGGCCGCCCUUGCCGGCGGCACUGCGGUCGCUUGUCUGCUCGAGGCGGCCACCGACCAGAUCGACAACCUCUUCCUUCCCGUCGCCUAUCAGACGUGGCUGCUCAUCGCCGCCGUGCUCGAGCCGUGGUGCCGUGAUUCGUCGUGCGGCGAGGGGUGA